AUGGCGUCCAAGUUAGAGGAAGAUCUGGACUGUCCGAUCUGCAAUGGCAUCUUCAAAGAUCCCGUCAUCCUGUCCUGCAGCCACAGCUUCUGUAGAGCGUGUGUGACGGACUGGUGGAAGGGGAAGAAGACCAAGGAGUGUCCUGUCUGUAAGAGGAGACAGUUAAAGCGUAGGCUACCUGCAAACAUUGCUUUAAAGAACCUGUGUGAGACUUUUCAACAGGAGAGAGACCAGAGAUCUUCAGAGGAUCUCUGCAGUCGGCAUCAGGAGAAGCUCAGACUCUUCUGUCUGGACCAUCGGGAGCCUGUGUGUGUCGUCUGCAGAGAUUCAGGAAAACACAACAAACACACAAUCAAGCCCAUCGAUGCAGCUGCUCGACAACACAAGGAGAAACUUGAGGAAAGUCUGCAGCCCUUUAAGCAGAGGUUAGAAGCUCUCAGAAGACUUCAAGUGAAGUUUGAUCAAGCAGAAGCUCACAUGGAGGUCCAGGCUCGACACACAGAGAGGCAGAUUAAGGAGCAGUUUCAGAAGCUUCAUCAGUUUCUAGCAGAGGAAGAGGAGGCCAGGCUGCGUGCACUGAGGGAGGAAGAGGAGCAGAAGAGACAGAGGAUGAAGGAGCAGAUGGAGGAUCUGAGAGCACAGAUAGCAGAUCUUUCACAGACAGUCAGAGCCACAGAGGACCAGCUGACGGCCCAAGACGUCUCCUUCCUGAAAAACUACAAGGCUGCAGUGGAAAGAGUCCAGCAGCGCCCCCUGCUGGAGGAUCCACAGCUGCCCUCAGGGGCUCUGAUAGACCAGGCCAAACACCUGGGCAACCUGGGCUUCAAGAUCUGGACCAAGAUGAAGGACCUGGUCUCCUACACGCCCGUCAUUCUAGACCCAAAUACCUCUGAUCCAGACCUCCUCCUGUCUGAUGAUCUGACCGCUGUGAGACAAGGAGAGAGACAGCAGCUUCCUGAUAAUCCAGAGAGGUUCGAUUCUUACUCCGCUGUCCUGGGCUCUGAGGGCUUUAACUCAGGGACUCACAGCUGGGACGUCCAGGUUGGAGACAGUAGCCACUGGUUUCUGGGUGUGUUUGCAGAGUCUGUCCCGAGGAAGGGAUACCAGCGGUCUGGACUAUGGUCAGUAGGGGUUUUAAACGGUAAAUACAGAGCAUUCUCACCAUCACAUAGAGUCAGAGUUCUCUCUGCAGAGAAUCCUCCAAAGAGGAUCAGAGUGAAUCUGGACUGGGACAAAGGAGAGCUGUCAUUCUCUGAUCCUGAUACUAACACACUCAUACACUCCUUCACACACACCUUCACUGACAGGAUGUUUCCUGUUUUAGGAACCGUGAAGAAUCACCCACUGAAGAUUUUAUCAGAGAAGGUCUCAGUGACUGUGGGACUAAACUAA
This is a messenger RNA of Cheilinus undulatus (humphead wrasse), 1392 nucleotides long. Its product is annotated as nuclear factor 7, ovary-like. Bases 1 to 1392 code for a protein of 463 amino acids. Gene Ontology annotation, molecular function: protein binding; ubiquitin-protein transferase activity; zinc ion binding. The record is from RefSeq and is a predicted model, not a curated record. The transcript has a single exon. Gene Ontology annotation, biological process: protein ubiquitination. Lineage: Eukaryota; Metazoa; Chordata; Actinopteri; Labriformes; Labridae.